Podarcis raffonei (Aeolian wall lizard) is the source of this 1151-nucleotide messenger RNA. It is a transcript of the gene SPMIP6, whose product is annotated as chromosome 11 C9orf24 homolog. The record is from RefSeq and is a predicted model, not a curated record. Gene Ontology annotation, cellular component: manchette; perinuclear region of cytoplasm. The transcript is spliced from 7 exons. The coding region runs from base 224 to 1105 and encodes 293 amino acids. Gene Ontology annotation, molecular function: alpha-tubulin binding. NCBI's taxonomy places the organism in Eukaryota, Metazoa, Chordata, Lepidosauria, Squamata, Lacertidae.
GCUGGGAGGGGCUAUGACCCUCAAGAAAAGCCACUCACCAAUUUUGCCCCACCGGCAUGAAGAGCCCCUCUCCCCUUCUGACCACUCACGGCAGCAACAGCGGGGGGGAGAUCCGUGAACUCGAUGAAGUUGAGGCUCAAGACGUCCCUUCUGAUGAAGUGUACCCCACCAGUUAUCCCAGUGACUCCCAAGUUCUCCAAGAUCUGCCAGUCCCUGAGUCAAGAUGUUCCUCUUCGCCAACAAAACCAAGACCCCCAUCAGCACCUACACGGACUCCUACAGGGCUCCGAAUACCAUGAAGAAGGCCUACGAUGAGGCUCCGUUGGCCCUGUGGAGUGAAAACAAGUUCCUGACGCAGGGCUUGAGCGUGCCCAGAAUCGACCACCCGAUAGACCAAAACCGCCUGGAGAAUAUGGUGAAGAAGGCAGUGCAGGAAUACACCUAUAAGAACUGCAUAGACCCAACAGCUUACCGGCCGUACAAAUAUUGGGUGACCAGGGAGGAAGAGAGGUUCAACCCAGUCUUCAUCGGUGACAACAGGUACGCAACGUGGAGAACGGGGCCCUACAACAGCGCGGCGUGGAAUCGAUACACCACAUACCUUCCACGGAUCCCUCGGGAGGCUGGGUUAGAGUCAAUCCUUCGCGGGAUGCCCAUGCAAUACCCUCCGAAACCAGAGCGUCUCAACAAUUACGAACGGGAAGUGGUGGUGAACAUGUUGAACAGCUUGUCUCGGAAGCAGCUUCCAUCCAUACAGCACCGUUACACUAUCCCGGGAAGGAUGCCUUAUCAGGGCUACUACAGCCCCUGCACGGGACGCCAUUACUGCUUGCGAGGGAUGGACUACUACGUCGACGGGGCGCCCACCAACGAGCGACAGAUCAGCCAGCUAGUUGAGAAGAUUGUAAGGAAUUUCCCGUACUACGACCACCACCACGAGAUGACUCUUUGUGCACGAAUGCCCGACCUGCCGCCUGGUUUCCCGUAUAUGAACCUUAGGUGGGAUACAAGCCAUUUUAAGAAGGCUGGAGGGGCACAGAGGGACAGCUUUAUCAUUCAUCCUGAAUUUGUUUCGGAAUCAUUCCCCCAUCCACCGUGUUGGUAGUAGAGAGUUGAGACAGGCUGCCAUUAAAAUUGCCGCUGGUGACUAA